AUGUCAAGCCUGCCCAUGUAUCGCCGCGAGGCCGACAGUCUCGAGUCCGCUUCUCUCGUCAAGGGAGAUGAGCGGCUUUCGUUCGAGCAGCCGCCCACCGUUCCAGCCUACCCGCCUUCCGCGCCGGUGGCCGGAACAGGCACCUCGACCAUCAUCACAUACACCUUUGUACCUCGGUGGCCCAUCAAGGGCUCUAAGCAGCAUGCUAUCGGCCCCCUCGGGCACAGCAAAGAACGCGGGAUCUACUCCUUAUCCAAAUAUCACCCAGAUCAAAUCGAGAUUCUGGCACCGAUUAACCCUCUCCACACGCAUCUGGAUGCUCAUGAGUGGGGCAUCGUGAUGGCUGAGGCUUGGGCCAGCUUUCACAAUUCGCCACCCAAGGGUCUCAAGGUGCAGAUCAGGGACGAGCCAGGCAAUGAGGCUGCGAGCGAUUUGAUCUGCUCGGAGGGCGACAAGGCUCCAGCCCAUCAGCCGAGAACGACCUCCAUUCUCGACUCGGCACUAGCUGUCCACCAGCUUUGUGCAGGACACUCCGCUGCGACUCGGUGGAACGGUUUCCGAGCUUCGGACGCCGAAGUCCGAACCUGGCAGAGCGGAGCCCCCAGGCACUACCUCCACAUGCGACAGCUCCGAUUCCCGUUAAGGUAUGCGAGAUGGGCGAUUUUACAGAGCAGUCACGACGCUUGUAUCCGCUUCCAUUUCGCUCAAAUGGGAUCACGUUGUACUGCCCACCUCAUCACAAUCUCAUGCGCUCCGAAUGAGCACUUGAGACAUGUCGAAAUUGCCAAAGUACCGCCGAGUGGCCGCCGCUGA
Messenger RNA from Dioszegia hungarica, 813 nucleotides. RefSeq lists its product as uncharacterized. The coding region runs from base 1 to 813 and encodes 270 amino acids. NCBI's taxonomy places the organism in Eukaryota, Fungi, Basidiomycota, Tremellomycetes, Tremellales, Bulleribasidiaceae. The transcript is spliced from 4 exons. The record is from RefSeq and is a predicted model, not a curated record.